This is a messenger RNA of Ochotona princeps (American pika), 791 nucleotides long. RefSeq names its product vesicle associated membrane protein 3 (gene VAMP3). Bases 214 to 528 code for a protein of 104 amino acids. The transcript has 5 exons. Gene Ontology annotation, cellular component: plasma membrane; SNARE complex. The record is from RefSeq and is a predicted model, not a curated record. Gene Ontology annotation, molecular function: syntaxin-1 binding; SNAP receptor activity. NCBI's taxonomy places the organism in Eukaryota, Metazoa, Chordata, Mammalia, Lagomorpha, Ochotonidae. Gene Ontology annotation, biological process: vesicle-mediated transport; vesicle fusion; SNARE complex assembly.
CGGAGACCCUGGGCUGCACCCAAGGUUCCUGGCCGCGACCCCAGUGCCCACCCAGUGCCCACCGGGCCCACCCAACGCCCCAGGUGCCCAGGGACACCGCCAACGCCCCACUUCCGGCGCCCCCGUGACGUCGUCUCUGCGCGCCGCCCCACCCAGCCCCGCAGCCCCGGGUGCGCAGCUCGCCGAUCUUCACCCGCCGCCUUAGCCGCCGAGAUGUCCACAGGUGCACCUGCAGGGUCCAGUGCUGCCGCUGGCAGCAGCAGAAGACUGCAGCAGACUCAGAACCAAGUCGAUGAGGUGGUGGACAUAAUGAGAGUCAACGUGGACAAGGUCUUAGAGAGAGACCAGAAGCUCUCCGAGUUAGACGACCGGGCAGAUGCACUGCAGGCAGGGGCCUCUCAGUUUGAAACCAGCGCUGCCAAGUUGAAGAGAAAGUACUGGUGGAAAAAUUGCAAGAUGUGGGCGAUAGGGAUCAGUGUUCUGGUCUUCAUCAUCAUCAUCAUUGCUGUGUGGAUUGCUACUUCGUGAGGAGCCGGUGGGGAUGCAGCCCGCACUUCAGAAGAUGUCUUCGAGACUUUUGACUUAGAACCAGCUGUUAUCAAGCCUACCUUCUGUUUCGUACUUUUUUUUUUUGUUCAUGUGAAGUUCAAUUUCUAGGAAACAUGCCUUUGUUCUGUAAUAUGCACUCCAGGCUAGCAGUGGGCCAGGCCUGCCCACACUGUGCACAGUGGCCGCAUAGGCCUAAGGUGACAGAGACCUCCUGAGCCCCAGAGAGCUCCUCAUGUACCCAA